Messenger RNA from Telopea speciosissima, 1507 nucleotides. Its product is annotated as cytokinin dehydrogenase 3-like. Gene Ontology annotation, biological process: cytokinin metabolic process. The transcript has 5 exons. Bases 8 to 1501 code for a protein of 497 amino acids. Gene Ontology annotation, molecular function: cytokinin dehydrogenase activity; FAD binding. The record is from RefSeq and is a predicted model, not a curated record. Lineage: Eukaryota; Viridiplantae; Streptophyta; Magnoliopsida; Proteales; Proteaceae.
ACAAACCAUGGAUUCAAUACCCCUUCAAUUCUACCCUCCUACUCCCUCUGAAACUUUAGAUUUUGGAAGAAUAAUUCAACAAUCACCUUCAUUUGUCCUUAAACCAACUACUCCAGAAGAGAUCUCUGUUUUGCUAAAAUCCAUACCUUUAUCUCCAAUCUACAACAAUAUAACAGUAGCUGCAAGAGGUGCAGGCCAUUCUAUAUAUGGUCAAGCCCAAGCACCAAAUGGUAUUGUUAUAGACAUUACUAGUCUACCCAAUUCCAUGAAAAUUAGUAGAAGUGAUCAAGAGGAAAGUAAAGAUCAUUUCUUCAUAGAUGUUAGUGGAGGAGCACUUUGGAUUGAUGUUUUGAAGGAGACACUGAAACAUGGUUUAACACCAAGAUCAUGGACUGAUUAUUUAUUCCUUACUGUGGGUGGAACACUAUCAGUUGGUGGCAUUAGUGGUCAAACAUUUAAAUAUGGACCUCAGAUAUGUAAUGUUCUUGAAAUGGAUGUAAUAACAGGAAGAGGAGAUUUUGUGACUUGUUCAAAAGAGAAAAAUUCUGAACUUUUCUAUGGAGUUUUAGGUGGAUUAGGACAGUUUGGUAUUAUCAUAAGAGCAAGGAUCAUAUUAGAGAUUGCACCUCCUAUGGUAAAACAUGUAAGAUUGUACUACAGUGAUUUCAGUCUGUUUGUCAGAGAUCAGGAAACCCUAAUUUCAAUGAAAGAGGUAGAUUAUGUGGAAGGUUAUAUUAACCUAAACCAUAAUAGUGAACCCUUGGCUCAUUUACUACUAAGUAAUAAGCCUUCAAGGUUCGAUGAUGCCGCCGCCACUGAUUAUAUUAUUGAAGUGGCAUUGUUCUAUAAUGAGGCAGCAGUUGUUCAAGAGGUUAUGGAUCAAGUAUUUUCACAAUUAAGCCUAAUGCCAUCAUCAAGUACUGCACAGAUUAAUGAUAUCUCCUACUUUGAUUUCCUGAACCGGGUGGAGCAAGAGGAGAAAAAACUUAGAAAUGAAGGACUUUGGGAAGUGCCUCAUCCAUGGCUUAAUGUUUUUAUACCAAAAUCACAGAUAAAACCAUUUAAAGACCUUCUGCUCAAAACCAUCUCUGCUAUCCCCACUAAUGGACCAGUGCUAAUCUACCCAAUUCUUAGACACAGAUGGGACCAGAAGAUGUUUGUGGUAUUGCCAAGAGAGGAAGAAGGGGAAGAUGUCUUUUACAUAGUAUCAUUGCUUCGUUCAGCGAUACCAUCUUCAAGUUUACAAACCCUUCUUAGCCAAAAUCAGGAGAUCAUAGAUGCUGCAACUUCUUCAAAAGCUCCAAUUCAUCUUCUUAGCCAAAAUCAGAAGAUCAUGGGUGGAAAACAAUACAUGCCAUACUUGAGAGAUGAGAGUGAAUGGAAAAUCCAUUUUGGUGAAGAUCAGUGGAUGAAAUUUGAGGAACUCAAGAUCAAAUUUGAUCCAUUCCAUAUUUUGGCUCCUGGUCAGAUGAUUUUUAAGAGGAAGAACAUUGAAAUCUAAAGACAU